GAUUCUCACUGCGCAGCCGCAGUAGGUAUCAGCAGCUCCGGUACCGUUACCGACUCAGCGGUCACAAACGGACGCUGUAUCCCCGGUUUAACCGAGCUAAGGCGGAACACGGCGGGACGGACACCAUGGAAGACGCCCCCCGGCAGCUCUGGAGCAGCAGCCGCGGAGAACACAGCUCGCUGGUCGCCACCGGACGGAGAGUUUAGCCGCUGAUCACCGACCGUUCCUCCGCUUCCUCCAUCUUGGCGCCAGUGAUGGAGCACAUCCGGACCCCCAAGGUGGAAAACGUCCGUCUGCUGGACCGGUCGUCGGGCCAGAGGAAGGCCAGCGUCGGGACGCUUUACCUCUCUGCAACACACACCAUCUUUGUAGAGAACAACCCUGAGACACGCAAGGAGACCUGGGUGCUCCACAGCAUGGUGAGCAGCGUGGACCGCCCCCCCUCCACGCCUAGCGGUAGCCAGCUCGUCCUGCGCUGUAAGGACUUCCGGGUCUACCAGAUCCUGGUCCCCCAGGAGAGGGACUGUGUGGACGUCCACGCCUCGCUGGUCCGGCUGUCACGGCCAGAGAAGUACAGCGAGCUCUACUGUCUGUCCUUCAACCCCAGCGUGAACAAAGAGGAGAGGGAGGCGUCCUGGAGCUUCAUCGACCUCAUGGCCGACUACAAGAGGAUGGGAGUUCCUAAUAACCUCUGGGUCUCAACCACCGUCAACAACGAGUACAGGGUGUGUGAUACUUACCCUUCAGAGCUGUUUGUUCCAAAGUCGGCCUCCACCGGCGUCAUCGUGGGCAGCUCCAGGUUCAGGAGUCGAGGACGGUUUCCUGCUCUGUCCUACUUCCACCAAGACACUCUGGCGGCGGUGUGUCGGUGCAGCCAGCCGCUGUCGGGUUUCAGCGGUCGCUGUCAGGAGGACGAGCUGAUGCUGCAGGCGGUGAUGAAGUCCAACCCUGGCAGCGACUACAUCUACGUGGUGGACACCAGACCCAAGGUAACGCAUCGACACACACUCCUCACACACUCAGCCCUCAGCGACACACACUACAAACCGCUGUGUGUGUGUGUGCGUGUGUGUGCGUGUGUGUGUGUGUGUGUGCAGCUGAACGCCAUGGCGAACCGAGCGGCGGGUAAAGGCUACGAGAACGAGGACCACUACACCAACAUCAAGCUGCAGUUCAUCGGCAUCGAGAACAUCCACGUGAUGAGGAGCAGCCAGCAGAAGAUCAUCGACGUGGGCGAGAUGCGAGCUCCGUCCAUGUCGGACUUCCUGUGGGGUCUGGAGAAUUCUGGGUGGCUCAAACACAUUAAGGCUGUGCUGGAUGCUGGAGUCUUCAUAGCCAGGGCGGUGGCCGAUGAAGGCGUCAGUGUUCUGGUCCACUGUUCUGAUGGAUGGGACCGGACUGCCCAGGCCUGCUCCGUGGCCAGUAUCCUGCUGGACCCGUUCUACAGAACCCUCAGAGGAUUCAUGGUGCUGAUAGAGAGAGACUGGGUUUCCUUUGGACACAAGUUCUCUCACAGGUACGCUCACCUGGACGGGGAUCCUAAGGAGGUGUCUCCGGUCAUAGACCAGUUCCUGGAGUGCGUCUGGCAGCUCUCAGAACAGUUUCCGUGUGCCUUCGAGUUCAACGAGCGCUUCCUCAUCACCCUCCACACCUACAUCUACUCCUGCCAGUACGGGAGCUUCAUGGGGAACUGCCAGAAGGAACGCCGGGACCUCAGGCUUCGUGAGCGGAGUCACUCGGUCUGGCCUCAGCUGUGGAAGGACCGAUCGGACUACACCAACCCUCUGUACCAGGCCGAGCAGAGCCAGAGUCAAGGAGUCCUGAAGCCCAACACCUCGCCCUUCUACUUCAAAAUGUGGAAGGGUCUCUAUAACCACGUGGAGAAGUCGGUGCCUCCUCGCCAGUCGCCUGCCGACUACCUGUCGGCCGUGAGAGAGGAGUCCCAGCAGCUGGAGGAGGAGCUGACCAAUCACCAGGAGAGGAUAGCGGCUCUGACCGGUCGUCCAAUCACGUGGGAGAAGUCGUGGGUUCCGAGGAGGAGGACUAAUUGGCUGCAGCAGCGUCACAGCGGGCCGGACCCGCCCACCACCCACAUGGAGCUAAUCACCGGCUGUGGCCACGCCCCCUAUUCCUCCCCGUCAGCCACUCAGAAGACCCGGAGCACAGGCCCCGCCCCCAACCCACCUCCAGACCCCGACAGCGACCCGGAGUCGGGCGUGGCCGACCUCAGCAGCCGGUCGUCCAGUGACGGGAAGGAGGCGGAGCUAGAGUGAGACUGGGAGGCUGCUGAUUGGUCGAUUCAUCCUCAGUUCUCUCACCUGUAAUUAUUCUGUUUCCUAACGAACUCGCUGCUCGAACAGAAGAGCUGCUCUGUCUUUGAUUUAACUCCACAGUUUAGUUUUUUAGUUCAAUGAAAGAAAAAUGUAACAUUCUGAUGCUGUGGAGCUCGAGCUCCAUGAUAACUGAUGCUUCACAGCUAGAUCUCCAUGGUAACUGUUGCUAUGGAGCUAGAUCUCCAUGGUAACUGUUACUAUGGAGCUAGAUCUCCAUGGUAACUGAUGCUUCACAGCUAGGUCUCCAUGGUAACUGAUGCUUCACAGCUAAGUCUCCAUGGUAACUGUUACUAUGGGUGGUAGAUCUCCAUGGUAAGUGAUGCUACAAAGCUAGGUCUCCAUGGUAACUGUUGCUACGGAGCUAGAUCUCCAUGGUAACUGAUGCUACGGACCUCGGUUUCUGUGGUAACUUAUGCUACGGAGCUCGGUUUCCAUGGUAACUGAUGCUACGGAGCUAGAUCUCCAUGGUAACUGGUCUCAGCUGAGGGAAAAUGCUGCCUUUUCUUUAGUUUCUGGAGUUAAAUUAAAAACAGGACGAAGCCGUCACUGGUUGGAGGAGAACGAAUCAUCACAACGUUUCUUCAACAAACACCUGAAGUGACUCGUUUUACGAUUUUAUUUUAGAUGAUUCGCCGAGCGGCUAAUUAUCUUAGCGUCCAGUCUGAUGGACUCCAUGUUCAUUCUACUGUCAGAAAACAUGGCUAGAAGCUGAUUUAAAGUCGCUUCUCUGGGAAACGAUCAGAUUUAAUCAUGUGGUGGCAGUAAAAAGAUCCAUGUUUCUGCCGUUAGCGCUUCAUAUUCUACACAGAAACCCGCUGAGUUUCACCACCUGAACCCUGGUGGGUGAAUUUAGCUCCAGGUUUAGUCCUGAAGAAACGUUCUGUCUGCGUUGACAACAACGUUUCUGAAGAUAAUCCUCCAGUCAGACCAGAAACAGCAGCUGAGUUUGGAGGUUUAACGGCAGAAAAAUCCCUUUUUUACUCGUUUCUGUUUAGUUUUUAGCUGAAAAAGUGAAACCAUUGAGGGAGAACAGAUCUACAGUCUGAACAAAAAAUGUGAACAAAUCUAAAAGUUUACCACGACGGCCGCAGAAAAGGUCGAUUUAUGUGCAAUUAUUUUUAUUUUGAAGCCAUUUAUUGUUGUUGUUUUUUAACUGAUGCUGUGGAGCUAGGUCGCCAUGGUAACCGAGGCUUCACAGUUACAUCCUUUGUGAGUUUCUUUUGUCAUUUUAUGUGCAGUUCUUUUUAUUUUAAAACCAUUUAUUAUUAUUGUUGUUGUUGUUUUUUUCUUGCUGAUGUCAGUAGAAUCCAGUCGGGUGACGUUUAGUUUCUCUUCCAGCUGAUCUCUGACUCUACAUUCCCACGUUUGAGCAGCAGCAGCACAUUUUUGGGGUUUUAUUCUGAUAAAUCUGUGAGUCGGCUCCUUAUUGGAACCCUUGUUGUAUUUAAAGGCGUUGCUUCUCCUCUGUAGAUCUACUGUAGCUGUAGUGUGUCUGUGCAGAAUGUGUGUCCUGUAUCCUCCAUGUAAACAAUCAAUCAAUAAACUCACCGUUAAAGGGACCAAA
Amphiprion ocellaris (clown anemonefish) is the source of this 3897-nucleotide messenger RNA. It is a transcript of the gene mtmr7b, whose product is annotated as myotubularin related protein 7b. Bases 255 to 2273 code for a protein of 672 amino acids. Gene Ontology annotation, biological process: dephosphorylation. The record is from RefSeq and is a predicted model, not a curated record. The transcript has 13 exons. NCBI's taxonomy places the organism in Eukaryota, Metazoa, Chordata, Actinopteri, Pomacentridae. Gene Ontology annotation, molecular function: phosphatase activity.